AUGCUCACCAGAACAGCAACAAUAGUCAGAAUGGUAGACUUACCCAAAAGGAAGAAGAACAGACAUUCUACAUUUUUCAUCCAAGAACAAUCCCGAAAUAGUUUUGCAAAGAAAAUCGAUAAAUAUGGACAUUUCAGCAAAAAUCAUCAAAGAAAAGGUUCAGAGAAGCAUAUCCAGCUGAAUAAUGUCAUUAAGAAAAAUUUAACUCAAAAACUGCCGCCAAGGAUCUCCUCAUCUAGCACUAGAUUGGACCCUUUGAAGUUAGCCAAACUUGAUUCUAAAAAGAAUGAUUCAUCAUCGGAGGAGUAUGAGACUCCUUUUAAAAAGAUAAAGUAUCAUAGCAUUAGGAACACUCCAAUGAGGAAAUAAGAGUCUAAAUUUGAGGCCUCUUCCAAUGUUGCCAAAUGUUAGGGAUCUCCUCCUACCUCCAGCACUACAGAAGAAGAAUAAAAAUAGAACUUGAAGUCAUCAAAGAAACGAUUUGGGGCUAACCCCGUUGCAAAAGCGGAGUGCAGGCAUGAACUUGAAAUUGGAUACGAAUCUAAUGAAGAAGAUAUCUGCUCCACAUUCUUCAGAAUGUGUUCCUUCAGAUAAAGGAUUCUCUCGAAACUCGAAACCUCCACUUUCGGCUCAGUUGAAGAACACGACAUCUGGGAAGGCUAAAGAGAAGGCUUUGUUUUUUCUUCCUCAUAAUUUUAAGAUUAAAAAGUAGGUUUUUACCUUAUUUUCAAAACUUUAUAAAAUUUCUAAAAUCCCUCAACUACCAAAUUUUCUCUUCCAUGUGAAUUGAUGUUAGUGGUCGAGGAAGAGGUCUUAAGAGAAUAUAUAUCCAAAUUUUGCUUCUGAGGUCAUUCUUAAGCUCAGUCUGGCAGAUUUGGUUAAUGAUUAGCUACAAGAAAGCCUAUCUAAAGUUUUACUGACUUUGUGCCAAAUACUAAUCUAACUUCUAUAGUAAAGCAAAUUGCAAUUCAUUGAUCCAGUCACUUCUAAAGAGAUCUAUAGAGUACAGGAAGAAGUUUGAUACAAGUGUAAGACUUCCAAAGCUAAACCAAAACAGUAUGUAAACCUAAUCCUUUUCAAUAAUA
This is a messenger RNA of Moneuplotes crassus, 1085 nucleotides long. Lineage: Eukaryota; Ciliophora; Spirotrichea; Euplotida; Euplotidae. The record is from the annotation of a GenBank genome assembly.